Molecule: messenger RNA, 1455 nt
Organism: Penicillium pulvis
Lineage: Eukaryota; Fungi; Ascomycota; Eurotiomycetes; Eurotiales; Aspergillaceae
Exons: 5
Coding region: 1-1455 (484 amino acids)
Biological process (GO): transmembrane transport
Cellular component (GO): membrane
Molecular function (GO): transmembrane transporter activity
Source: RefSeq, a predicted model, not a curated record
AUGUCCUUCUCGACGGAAAAGUCUCCCCAGGUCCUUGAUACGACAGAGAGCCCAGACAUUGAGCUCUCGAAAGAGACUCCGGAACAAAGCCCAGGCUCGAAACCAGCUCGCCGCCAGAAAUGGUAUGAAUGGUUCGCGCCCACAGACACACCGGCGGAGCGACGUUUGAUCCUCAAACUAGAUGGACUGAUCAUCGUGUUUGUGUUUUUGGCAUACUGGGCGAAGGUUUUGGAUUCGUCGGCCACUAGCACCGCGUAUGUGAGCGGCAUGAAGGAGGAUCUCAAGCUGUAUGGAAAUCAGUUAAACUAUCUGAAUACGGUGUAUUACGUUGGAUUUAUCGUUAUGCAAAUUCCGUUGACUCUUUUGAUGACUCGCUGUCCAGUCAACUACUUCUUACCUGCAGCUGAUCUGCUGUGGGGUGUUUUCACCCUUGUGCAGUAUAAGGUCAGCACUAUAACCCAAUUGUAUGCGCUGCGCUUCUUUGUGGGUGCUCUCGGGGGCUUCUUUUUCCCUGCGGUACAGUGGUAUUUGGGAUGUUGGUAUAAGCGGUCGGAAUUGUCUCGUCGAGGAGCCAUCUUCUUCAUUGCCAGUCAAGUUGGCAGUAUGAGCUCUGGGUAUAUUCAAGCCGGAGCUUAUGACAGUCUGAACGGUCGAUUCGGAUUAGAGGGCUGGAGAUGGCUGUAUAUCAUCUGUUUCGCAUGCACGGUUCCAAUUGCCCUCCUCGGUCUUUGUCUCCUACCCAGUACUCCCGAUAAGUGCAAUUCCCGAUUUUUGACUUCAGACGAGAUCAUACUGGCACAGGAGCGUAUGAAAUCUGAAAACCGAGAAGCCCGUCAACCUUUCACCUGGCCAGGGAUCAUUAAGAUUCUCAAAGGCUGGCGAAUAUGGGUGCUAGUCGCCUUUGCCUUCUUUUUCAGUCAGGCCGAUGGGGUAUCCUCAAAUAGCGGUCUUUCCCUAUGGCUUAAAGCUGAAGGCUAUUCUGUGGGGAAAAUUGACACAAUCACAACCGUCUCACCGGCUGUCACAAUUAUUGCCUCGGUGAUCUGCGCCGUCUUAUCAGACAUCUAUGACGCGAAGGCCAGCUUGAUCGCGAUUACCGCGGUGUUGAACAUCUUUGCAUGUGUUGUACUUGCGAUUUGGAAUAUCCCCGACGGAUUAAAGUUCUUUGCUUUUUUCUUGUCCGGCACGGCAGACGGGAUUGCGGCGAUUAUCUAUGCAUGGGCCAAUGAAAUCUGCGCCCAUAGCGCCGAAGAACGUGCACUGGUGAUCAGUGCUAUGAACACGAUUGGGAAUACGUUCGGAGCUUGGAUUCCUCUCUUUGUUUGGAAGACUGUGGAUGCUCCUCGAUAUCUCAUCGGGUACAACUGGACGAUCGCACUUGACGUAUGCAUGUUGCUUAUGUUGAUGGUGCUUCAUCAUUUCUGGAUACGGGAGCGGAAACUGACUCGUGCUUGA